AGGCAAAUCAGGGUAUUGCACCUCAGCCUUCUAAUAGCAAUGGAGGUGUUGGGAACUGCAUUCCCAUUGGAAGGUUGCAUAAUCGAAGAACGUUUCUCAGGAAAUAUUUCGAGCCUUGUGUGAUGUUCGCGAAUGCGCGUUGAAAUGUUACUAAGCUGGCAGCCAGAGGUGCUUAUUUCUGGUCCAUGUCCCAGAAUCGAUGUUUCUUCUGAGUCUCCGCAUUCCGUCUAAUGCCGUUUUCCUGGAUUUCCAGCUAGUGAUGUUUGUAACAGAUUCUCAGGUGCAUUUUUUUUAAAUUAUGAUGUGAUUUCCUGCAUGGAAGUCUGGUUUACUUGGAAUAGGUUGGUUGUAUCAGAUUUUUUAAAUACAACUCCAGGCCGUCUCCUUCGUCUGGAACUCGUACAGUAGACACGUCCGUCUCGGUUUCUGUCAGAGCCCCCCCAUGCUCUUUAUGCUGCUCCCCUGCAUUUUUUAUUGAGCCUUUUGGAAGCGUCAUGCACGCCUGACUUCGUGCCGUUCGAGACGCGAUACAGCCGACGGGAUGAGUGCACAUGACGAGGACCUGUUGAACUUCGAGGAGGACGACGACGAAGUGCUCGAUCUCGACGCCGAGGAGGAGAAUGCCUUGCUGGCCAUCGAUGAGGAUGCGACCUAUGGGGAGGAGGAUGACAUCUUGGAAGUGUCAGAAGAACAAUACCAUUCCCUGCAGGAUGAAGCCCACUUGGCGUAUUCGGAAGAGGAUGGAAACGCGUCGGUAGCUCGGGUUCAGGCUCCCGCUGAGGCUCAAGUGGGGCUCAGUGAGGCCUCCGAUGAGCAGCACAAGGACACAUCAAAAUGGGAGGAAGAAGACGAAGAGGAAGACGAUGACGAUGACGACAGACAUCGGAGAAAUAGGAGAUUCGAAUCCGAACGGAAGUUGGACUCCGUCAAUCCCGCAACUACCACUACUGAACUAAUCCCUGAAUCUUUGGAUUCGGUAAAGGUGACUGCCAAGCCGCCGACCGCCAAGGCCCCGACGUCGGGCGCGCCACCACCCCGGCAGUCGCAGACCCCCCGCGGGAGGGGCAGGGGGAAUCGGGGCGGGGGCUGGGGGAGAGAGCCGAGGCACGGCCAGUGGAAUCGGCAGGCGCAGGAGAACAAGUUCAUGAACAUUCCCGUCUGGGACCCGCCGCCCCAGCAACACCACCCGGGUCCUGGCAUUGGGAACAUCCACAUUAAUCCCAGAUUUCACAGGGACAUGAGAGACCAGGGAGGAAUGGUGAGGGAUGGUAUGCUCCCAUUUGACUUCCCUCAGCCUCAGCUCCCUAUGCACUCCCACAUGCCUCCACCAACUUCCCAGUUUUCUGACUUUGCAAACUUUCCACCAGUCAUGCCCAACUCCUUUCAGCAGGGUUUUGGAAUGCAUUCAAACUUUGACCCCCCUCCCAUGGUGAGGCCAAUGAUAACAACACAGCAGCAGCAGGGAAGCCGAUUGAUUGGACCAAAUCAAGGAGGAACUCCACAAAGACCUCCUGCAGGUCAGAUCUUUUCUAGCUUGCAUUUCAUAAAUGCUGCUGUUGAAAGAAUUCCAAAUGAAGUUUGA
Messenger RNA from Darwinula stevensoni, 1582 nucleotides. The record is from the annotation of a GenBank genome assembly. Lineage: Eukaryota; Metazoa; Arthropoda; Ostracoda; Podocopida; Darwinulidae.